This is a messenger RNA of Paracoccidioides brasiliensis Pb18, 399 nucleotides long. RefSeq lists its product as uncharacterized. The record is from RefSeq and is a predicted model, not a curated record. The coding region runs from base 1 to 399 and encodes 132 amino acids. The transcript has a single exon.
AUGGCCCCCAAAUGCAGCAUAACAGAGAAAGUUGGAAGAAGGCUUGUUACACGAUCGAGCAAUGACAGUGCAAAGAGACCGAUAGAGCAUGGCAUGCAACAUACGAUGUCGCACAGUGCUUCUUUUAAAAUAGCCCAAGGGACGCGAAGCGGCGCCACCGACCAGCCCAUUGAAUCCUGUCCAUACGAGACGUGCUUCAGAGCCCAGGGACAGGAGAUCCGCUUGGGAGUUGUGGCCCUUGGGCAACUUGUCAACGGGUUUACCGACAGAUCUCGAUCUCGAUAUAACGAGCGGCAUACACAGCUCAAAGAGCCGGAUCUCGAAGAAGGAUCUUGGCUCAAGCCCCCCGACCAAUCGUCGGGCCGGGUGUUGCGCUGCUGUCUGCUAGAGGAAGGCUGA